Molecule: messenger RNA, 3191 nt
Organism: Pimephales promelas (fathead minnow)
Lineage: Eukaryota; Metazoa; Chordata; Actinopteri; Cypriniformes; Leuciscidae
Product: carnitine O-acetyltransferase
Biological process (GO): carnitine metabolic process, CoA-linked
Cellular component (GO): peroxisome
Molecular function (GO): carnitine O-acetyltransferase activity
Source: RefSeq, a predicted model, not a curated record
GCGACCCGUGUUGCUACCAGGUUGCUACUUGUCGAGAAAGUUUUGUUCGCCCUUGGAGCGCAUAAUGUCGGGGAGGUCCUGUUCUUCAGCUGUCAGUUGAAUUCUUCAAGAUCGUUUGCGUGAAAUCAUGCUGUGCAUUCUGACCAGAACUGCGGCAAGGACGGCCCUGGUGAAGCCCUGCCGACUGCCGACUCCAGUGCCGGUUGUUCAAAUUUCUGACCGGACGCUGGUCCAUCAGGAGAGUCUGCCGAAGCUGCCCGUUCCGCCAUUGAAGCAGACAUGCGCCCGGUAUAUGGCAUCGCUCGAGCCGUUGAUCUCCGAAGAGGAGAUGGCACACACGCAGCAGCUCAUGAAGGAGUUCCUCCAGCCCGGUGGCGUAGGAGAGAGACUGCAGAAGAGCCUCGAGCGCCGGGCACGCAAAACCGAAAACUGGCUCUCUGACUGGUGGAUGCAGUCAGCCUACCUGGACUCUCGAAUGCCUGUGGCGAUGUACACAAGCCCAGGGGUUGUUUUACCCAAAAUGCACUUCCAAGACCGCCAGGGACAAAAGAGAUUUGCUGCUAAACUCAUUGCUGGUGUUUUGGAUUUCAAAAGUAUGAUUGAUAAUCAAACAUUGCCUGUGGAAUAUCUGGGUGGCAAGCCUUUGUGCAUGGACCAGUAUUACCAGGUGCUGUCUUCAUGUCGGAUCCCUGGACCCAAGAGGGACACUGUGGUGAACCACGCAACUGGAAAUAACCCUCCUACACACAUCACAGUGGUCCACAACUUUCAGUUCUUUGUUCUGGAUGUGUACAACAGUGAUGGUUCACCACUUACCGUAGAUCAGAUCUAUGUUCAGCUGGAAAAGAUCUGGAACACUUCCCUUCAGACCAAUAAAGAACCAGUUGGCAUCCUGACUUCCAACCACCGUAACACCUGGGGCAAGGCCUACAACAACCUGAUCAAGGACAAGACAAAUAAGGAUUCCGUACGGGCAAUCCAGAAGAGCAUCUUCACAGUGUGUCUUGAUGCUCCAAAGCCAAGCGUGUCAGAUAUGAUGUACCAUAACAAGGUGGCUGCUCAAAUGCUUCAUGGCGGAGGCAGUCGCUGGAACAGUGGAAACCGCUGGUUUGACAAAACGCUGCAGUUCAUAAUUGGGGAGGAUGGAUCGUGUGGACUCACCUAUGAACAUGCUGCAGCUGAGGGACCUCCCAUUGUUUUCCUCGUGGACCAUGUUGUUGACUAUAUGAGGAGAAAUGAGAUGGUACGAACUCCCAUGAUUCCACUACCUAUGCCACAAAAGCUUCGAUUCAACAUCACACCAGAAAUCAAGAAGGACAUUGAAAAAGCCAAACAGAACAUGAACAUAAUGGUGCAUGAACUGGACGUUCGAGUGCUUAACUUCUCACACUAUGGAAGAAAAUUCCCAAAGUCUCAUAAAUUGAGUCCUGAUGCAUUCAUCCAAAUGGCUCUGCAGUUAGCAUACUACAGGGUGUAUCAGAUGUGCUGUCCGACUUACGAGAGCGCCUCCUUACGCAUGUUUAAACUGGGCAGAACGGAAGCCAUUCGAUCCACCACCACAGAAUCGCUUCAGUUCACACAAGCCAUGGAUGACCCGUCAAAAAGCAAUGGUGAGAAAGCAGCACUGCUCGAGAAGGCAACCAAAGUCCACAGAGAGCACACACACAUGGCCAUCCAUGGGCAGGGUAUAGAGAGGCACAUCCUGGGUUUAAAGAUGGUGGCCAUUGAGGAUCUGACGUCUUUACCCGAGAUCUUCAUGGACACAUCAUUCGCUGUGUCUUCACAUUUUAAUCUCUUUACGAGUCAGGUUGGAUCAAAGACUGACUGUUUUAUGUGUUUUGGACCCAUGGUUCCUGAUGGUUACGGUGUUUGCUACAACCCCAUGGAUGACCAUAUCAACUUUGUAAUUACAGCCUUCAAUAGCUGUGAAGAAACCAAUGCUACUAAACUGUCCAGGUUUCUAGAGGAUGCUCUUCUGGACAUGAAGACUCUUCUGGAGCAGGUGUCUAAGUCCUAGUGAGUGAUAACAUUAUUUAAUGGUAAAAGAAACUCUCACAGGAGCCCUGAAACCUUUUCAGACUGCAGGCUUUUCCCACUUUCAGUAUUAUGAAACUGGGAUGCAUUAAUGGCUCAUAUUAAUAUUCCACAUGAGUGUGACGUGUGUCUUCAUUAUACAAAAACUAUAAGAAAACCAUUGUUAGGUUGGUUCCAUUCAAUAUGUAAGCAUUGUGACUAUGUGGUGCUUUUAAAAAUCUGUUUGGUUGAACAAAGCAUGGGAAAACCUGUUUCCCAUUUUUGCAGUAUAUUUUAAUGAUGCUAAUGGCACAGAAAGUACACAUUUCACUAUCCAGGGUGACUACCAAGUGACUAUGAAUUAAGACUGCUACAAACUCAAACGGGGACUGAGACAUGUUCAUUCUGGUUUUACAGUUUCAAUUGUAACAACUAUAUGUUGGGAAGGCUGGUUGCCCAGUUCAUAUCAUGUAAAGCCCAAAGUAUACUUCAGUUUUGUUUGUUUUUUUGCGUACGCUAGUAUACAGUAUGUGUACAGUGUGCAUGAAAUAAAUUCCAUCAUUAUAUUACAAUCAAAACACUUACUAAAAAAAGAUUAUAUAUAGAUUAUAGAUACAGAUAUGUGAAGUGACCAUUAGUCAAAAUCAGGGAACCGUGAAAAAACGUGAAUGUUUUGUUAAAUUAUUGAGAUGUUUACUUCAAAUCUCAGGGGGUAUUUCAAGUAAAUAUUUUACUGUAGAUCUUAGGGGUUCGGCUGAUAAGUUUGGGAAGCACUGAAAUGGACUAUAUACUUUGAAUGACUAUGUGUUUGUCUGUACACAUAUGCUAAGUGUAGGCAUAAAAACAAAAACAAAAUAUACCUUGGGCUUUAAGGAGGUUCAUGCUAGUUUCACAAUUGCUAAGUACGACUGUUAUUCUUCACCAAAACUCUCAGUAGGGCCACAGCCUGUUCUAAAUCAAAAUAUCAGAAAAUACAUUUUAUGAUUGUUAUUAAUUUAUUUGUGCUGUUAGAUUUGGCACACAUUAUUGUCAACAGAUUAACUCAUGUUCAUUACAAUAAAUAUACAGAAGCACUUAUAUAUAAACAGUAAAUUGUAUUAUUUUUGUUUUUAACAUUAUAUGACAAAACAAGACAGAAUAUAUCUUUGAUGAAAUGCUAAUAAAUCCUCCUGUUCUGA